AUCAAAUCAAGAAGAAGAUAUAUCAAGGACCACUUCGACAAACCUUCGUAGUACGAUUAAUUAUACCAGACGGAGGCUCUUGAGGUUGAGCCGCCACUUUGAUUAUACAACUAGUAGUGUGCCAUUACUACUGUAGUACAGGUACAGCAACAAGUACAAAGCAACAUGGUGUUGAUCGAAGAGGUUGAGUCGCCACGUGCGAGCGACCGCAAAGAUGAAGGGAAUGCCUUCUUCGGCAAAGGCAGGCACGAUGAGGCAAUCGAUGCCUUCUCACAAGGAAUCCGAAAAAUAAACGACAAAUCGCUACCGGACCCAAGUGUUUUGUACUUAUGGUGGAGAUGUUCUUCUACUUGUACUACAGGAUCAUCCUCCUAACCGUCACGGUUCAACUGCUAGCGUCUUGACUUAGUCAUGUACCCUCUCAGAACUUAUCUCUACGGAUGUCAGGAGCGGCAUUAUCAUUUAGUUAAUAACCUCCAAACUUCUAACUUUCUCGAAUCGAGCAAUGUGCUACAUGAAGCAAGAGGACUAUAGACGGGCGCUCUCUGAUAGCAAUGACGCGAUCAAACAGAACAAGGGAAACGCUAAGGCUUGGCAUCGCAAGGUAGUUCUUUAUUACGUGACUUUGAUCGUUAUUCAGAUUAUUUUUGUUCUAGAGCCGAGCUAGCUCUUAAUCCUUGAUUAGUCACUGUCUAGACUUUUCUCUUGAUAUGACUUUGACUUCUAUCAACAACCGCAAGAUCUUCUGCGAUUCUUGUGAAUGAAUUUGAUCUAUUCGUCAUGUUGGAUUCAGUAGAAAAUGACUUGUCACCCGUAGAGAAGAUGCGUACGAAACUGACAGCCAGAGCAAGAUGGAGGUACGAAAUAACCGCAAUAAGUUAGUAGAGCCAGAUGGAGGUACGAAAUGAAAACUCUUGAAUAUCGUUCCUUUUCCUCAGGGUCAAUGUCUCGCGAAACUUGGACGGGUUGAGGAUGCGAGAGCAGCUUUUCAGAAAUCCCUUGAGGUGGCUCCUCAGUCUCUACGUGCGAGUAUCGAGAGCAGUAUCAAGGAGCUUCCAGCGCCGGUUGCUACAACUAGUAAAGAUGCCAGUGGAGACGGCGCUGAGGCGAAUAAAUCAAAAAUCUCUAGUAGUGAGUCUGUUUCUGCAUCGAAAAAUACUACGACAACAGCUAGCACGAAGACUAAGACUCCUGCCGCAGCUGGUGUAAAAAAUACUACUGCAGCAGCAACGAGUACUAGUACUACCGCAACAUCAACAAAGAAAAGUGCGCCAGCAUCGUCGACUAAGACGGAUCCAUCUUCCGCUGAAUUUGCGCAUCCGGGAAUUAAGAUUCAGUAUGUGCCGGGAAAAGGACGAGGCCUGGUCGCAACGAAGGAGAUCAGUCGAGGCGAACUCAUCAUAUCGGCGUCACCGGUCUUCACUGCGAAAAAAAUCGAUGCAAAUUAUGAUGAGAUGUUCACAUACUCACACUCACUAUUUCAAGAAAACUCUGCGUAGGCUAAAUUUCUAGAAGUAGAUCAACAAGUGAAAGUGAAAAAAUUAGUUGCUCCUCCGUACUAGCUGCUUUCAUCGCCUGUCCAAGGUCGCCUCCAUGCUGAACGCGAACCAGUUGAAGGAAGACGACGCCCGACUCAUGUUGCAGUUGCAUGCGGAGACAGCCAACAACACCAUCAAGCAGCAGGUGUUGAAACGGGACGAUUUGCCGAUUUGCCCAAGCGUCGAUGGAAUUUUGAUGCGUGACCGCAAGAAACCGAUAACGAGCGACACUGCGGAUCGUCUUACGAGCACGAUAGUCGCUGAAAUCUUAGACGCAAAUGCAUAUGGUAUCGUAUCUACUUACUGAUGAAUUGAAGAAACAGGAGAGGUGAUUGCGUUUGGUUGAUGAUGUCGUCGAGGAUCGUGGGUGACUGUAUUUCCUCGAAUAUGAUGAACUUCUGCUUUUGUGUCGAUGGAGGUCUCCGUCUCCUCAACCAAGAACCUCAGAACAAUUUCAUGUUCCCCUCUUCCAUCAGGUUUCGACGACGGGCUAGAUAAUGUAAACACUGGCACUGGUGACGAGUGCGGCCUGUGGAUCCUGCCUUCGUUUGUGAAUCAUGGCUGUCUUUCCAACGUAACGAGGCGUGUUCGGAAGGAGACGAUGCAGUUGGAGAUCCGAGCGGGGCGCGAUAUAGCCAUAGGCGAGGAACUCGUGACCACGUAUUGUUCAGAUGCAUCUAUUUUCUCUGAUGCGUGGUUUUUCAAAUUCAGUUUCAGAUCUUUUUGAUUUUGAUCGAUAAAGCUUUUAUUUAGAGGUUUAUAAGUCUACUACGUACUACGUAGGCUCUUCUGGUUACAACUCGUGGUCGACUGUUCCCAGUCAUCAGUGCACACGAUAUACCCAUAGGCGAGGAACUCGUGACCACGUAUUGUUCAGAUGACAACAUGUCGCGUGCAACUACUCUAUGGUUUGUUGAUCAUAUGCUGCUGCACUACAACCUUACUUCAACAACUCCAAAGAAUUUAAAUUUUAACUUCAGUUGACGAUUAUGAUCAAGAAGUGAUUAAUUGAUUAUAGCUGUGUUGUGAUAUAUUUUAUGGUCAGCUUUUUUCCAUUUCAUUCUCAGCAUCUUGGUCUCCUUUUCCCUUUUAUUCUCGUGAAAUACAAGGUAAAAGGGGUCAAGAUGAGGGGGCCGAGAUGCAAUCUAGCAGACUCUAAAUAUUUCUUGCUCCACCUUCUCCCUAGGUAUUGCGCCACGACCAACCCCGUCCAUUUGCGGGAUGCUGCUUUGAAGGCCUAUGGCUUCGUCAGCCAGGAUUUGCGUUGCCGACUGGAAAGGGCCAUCGUGCCCAAAGCCGAGGCCGAGGCUUGGUGGGCUGAGAACACCAAGAUCAGUCAGAGUAUCAAUCUACAGAAGCUUGAGGAGACACAAGCGGCAUUUGGAGCACUCAAGAGCAAAAUCGAAACGAAGCUGAAACAACUCCUUGUAAGCAAGAAGGCUGUCUUGGAGCGAGAGGGGUGCUCAGACCGCAUACACGAAGUCUUCGACUGGCUACGAGCGAGCUAUAUGUCGAUUUACUACGGGGAAUUAUGGCAUGAUCUUCAAGGUUGGCUCGGGUUUUUUUAGUUGUUCUGAGUAAACUACAUCAUCUUGUAGUUGUAGCAAGAACAUUCGUCAUCUUGUUGCUGUAUUUUUGUCUCUACUUCUUGUUGUAGUAUGCAGAAAAGCAAAAAUUCGUUGAUCUUCAUUCAAACUCAACAACUACUCGAAAGCUCAAAAUAAGCGAGUUACUGACUGAAAUAAGGGGGGUAGCUUAACAUCAAGGCUACUCAUCUUCCUUCUCAUCAGUAUCUCCCUUAUUUUCAGUAGUUACUUGCUUAUUUCAGUUUUUCGAAUACAUGAUACACUUACACACGACAACUAAGAAGUACAUCAGGAGCGGCCAUCUCUUGCUCUUCUAAGGAUUGCAAUUGGCGCUGAGCGGCUGCUUGGCAUGAAGCCUGGUUUGUGCGAUGAAGCGGAGGUCAGCUGUCUCUUCCGUCAGGCAGCAACACUGGCGGGCACUGUUUUCCCGAGUAAUCCGUACGAGACUCACUUCAUCUCACGAGCGGCGGGUGGAACCUCAGAGGCGCAGUAUAUUUGGCGCUGCUACGCUGGAGGCGGCAAAAAAGAAUUUACCGAAAGGUAUCCAGAUCUUGGUGGAGAAUAUUCUCCAAGGAAGCCUCUGAAAUGGGUCAAGUCUGUGGCGACAAAAGGUACAGCUAUCAGAUACUUACUCUUUUCGGCUAUAAUAUGUCGUCCUAGUCACAGGAAUUAACAUGACAAGAACCACGGAUGGGAAGCGACAUGGAAAAAUUACUUACUCACAUUACUUACUCACAUUACUUACUCACAUUACUUACUCACAUUACUUACUCACAUUACUUGCUCACAUUACUUGCUCCCACUCACUACACGCACCACUCCACUUCCACCCUCCACAGGUUUUCCAUCCUUGUAUCGCUUAGAAAUCAGCGAAGCACCCUCUGACAGCGCCAAAGUCGAGGUAUCAGAGCGUGAAAUCCGCAUCUCCUUCGGCGCAGAGAAACGAUAUGCAACCCUCCCUGUGGACUGCAACAAGCUUCUGGGCGUAGAGGCUGUCCGCGACCCGAAAACUGGAAGUUUGGUUAUCACUAUGGGAAUCAAACGCGGAGCAUGGUCCAACAGAGCAGCGGUGGCAGGGUCGUGAGCGGAACAUGAUUCAUGGGAGCAGCUGUGGCAGGGUCCUGAACUUCCACAUAAGUAUUCUCCAUUUUGAGGAGUUGGAGUCACUCAGUGAUUGUCUACUAUGUCUGUGUCGCCACCGCGCUGAAGCAGCUCUGUAGGAAGGAGCAUUAUGAUACUUCUACUGGGCAUGCAAAUGCGUACCGCUACUGGUAGCAACAAGACCUCGGCUCAUCAGAAACAUUGAUGGGUGAGAUCCAAAAACCUUUCAUGUGAUUUAACAUGGUUGUGGUUCUUCAAGGAUUCAAAGGACGAUUUUCAUGUAGUUAUUCUCGAUGUUUUACGUUGUUAACGUGUAGUUAGUUCUUUUUUUCAAAAUAAGGAAAUGUCAUUGUGAUUCGGCCCAUAGGAUAAUGAUUUCGUUGAAACAUUCGGGCAGAAAACAGAAGAAGAUGUACCUUCUAAAAAUUUUGUCGUCAAGAAAGUUUUGAUUUUGUGUUAGUAAGAAGAUG
Amoebophrya sp. A25 is the source of this 4695-nucleotide messenger RNA. The record is from the annotation of a GenBank genome assembly. NCBI's taxonomy places the organism in Eukaryota, Dinophyceae, Syndiniales, Amoebophryaceae.